Cajanus cajan (pigeon pea) is the source of this 768-nucleotide messenger RNA. Its product is annotated as putative inactive dual specificity protein phosphatase-like At4g18593. The record is from RefSeq and is a predicted model, not a curated record. Gene Ontology annotation, biological process: protein dephosphorylation. Gene Ontology annotation, molecular function: protein tyrosine/serine/threonine phosphatase activity. NCBI's taxonomy places the organism in Eukaryota, Viridiplantae, Streptophyta, Magnoliopsida, Fabales, Fabaceae.
UGCAUAAUACCUAAACAUAGAAUUCCAUCAUAGAAUCCCGAGAUAGGUAUAGAUUUCUUGAGUUUACAGUGGAAUCAAAAGACAGAGAUAUCAGGAUCUGGCUCUUUCCUCUCAGGAAAGGAUUGAUUGCGUAUCCAUCAGAAUAUCAUUUGAUUAUUCAAUACAAAUGGCUGAACCUAGUAGCUCUCUGAGGGAAACCACAACCAAACCUCAAGAUAUAACGGAAACCACAACCAAACCUCAAGUUAUAUACCGGUGUAAGAAAUGCAGAAGAAUUGUUGCUUCAGAGGAAAAUAUAGUUUCCCAUGAGCGUGGAAAAGGAGAAUCAAGCUUCAAGUGGAAAAAGAGAAGCGGUGAAUCCUGGGAAACGGAAAAGCAACCAUCUGAUUGCACCUCAAUAUUUGUUGAGCCCAUGAAAUGGAUGCAAGCAGUACAAGAAGGACAUGUGGAGGAGAAACUUCUCUGUAUGGGUUGUAAUGCUCGUUUGGGUAACUUCAACUGGGCUGGUAUGCAGUGCAGCUGUGGAGCCUGGGUUAACCCUGCAUUUCAGCUGCAUAAAAGCAGAUUAGAUGAGUGCUAUAUGUCAAGUGUAAACGAACCACAUUGAGAAAAUGGACGUUAUCCUUUUUAUGAAUAAAAGACAUAUUAGCUUAGCUGGGAAUUGGAAGGUUAUCUAUUACAACUUUAUGCUUGUCAUUGAAUGAAACAUUAUAUAUGGGUCUUAUUAUGCUAAUAUGCAAUGAAUAUGUUUGGAUAUAAGUUUAAAAA